Molecule: messenger RNA, 1244 nt
Organism: Fimicolochytrium jonesii
Lineage: Eukaryota; Fungi; Chytridiomycota; Chytridiomycetes; Spizellomycetales; Powellomycetaceae
Exons: 3
Coding region: 197-1084 (295 amino acids)
Molecular function (GO): protein binding
Source: RefSeq, a predicted model, not a curated record
CAUUCUCACUUUCUUUCGCCCAUCCUGGACAUUACCCUCAAGACCUUCAUUUCUAAACCUCCAGAUCCCACGUAUAUUAUAUAGAUCCGGAUAUAAGGAUACCCCUCUCUAGCAGUACUCCUCCCCUCAACCCAGCGCACAGCAAAACGUUGUGGCUUGGUUGGAAAAGGAAAAAGCAACGCUAUUCCCUUCCUCAAUGUCAACCCUACAACCAACCUCCACCCCUCCGGCGUCGCCAUGGCAGCCGAUAUACGAUGAAAGCACACAGCUGUACUACUGGUGGAAUACCGUCACUAACGAGACGAGCUGGGAUGACCCGAAGGAGGUUUUGGAGAACGUGAAAGGCGAGAGUGGUGGGGAGGCUGUGGAUUCCGAGGAGGGCGAGAGUAGGGAAGAGAAUAAUGCGGCGAAGGAGGAUACUGUUACGGUGCCGGAGGGAAGUGAGGGGGAGGCCCUUGUGGAAGGCACCGAUUCGCCACCCUCUCGUACACCGAAAGGAGAACCAAAACCCGAACCGACCGCACCCUCCAUUGACUCCACAAACCCUCUCCCAGCCGAUGCAACAAGAACAGAAGCAUCACAAACCGCCCACGCAGACUACUACAAUUCCGAAGAAUACUACAACUGGUACUACUCCACGUACCAGCCACAAGCGGCUGGAACUGUAGCCGGGGUGGCAGGCGCUCCAUCGGAUGCGCAGCCGUCGUAUGGGGGGUAUGGCAUAUCGACGGCUUAUGGAACGAAACCGGGGGUUAUUGGUGUUGACUCAGACUACACAGUAACAGGCGCCUUCAACCCCCGCACCGGCCGCUUCCAAAACCCGGACCGGGACGAACGUUUCGCCGCCCCAGACCAAUACUUUAACCAAAACACCAAAGCCGCCCGCCAGAUGAGUUUUUAUUUCGAUUACGACAAGUACCAGGAGGAAAGGGCGGCGAAGCGGAUGGCCGAGAUGAGCGAGGAAGGUGGCGAAGGUGGAGGCAAGAGGCAGAAGAAGCUGACGAAGAAGGAGUUGGAGAUGUUCAAGCAGAAGAAGAAGGAGAAGAAGUUGGGGGCGUUGAGGGCGAGGUUUGGGGCUGAUUGAUGGCUAGUUUGCGGGGGAGACAUGUGAGGGCGGCAGCUUCGGGAUUUGGGGGAUACGUUUGGGUUUGAAUUCCUCCAACCUUUGAAUAGAAAGUGGGAUUGAAGAACGGCGUUGAUAAAGCUCAUGGGCCAUCAGGACUGAAAACCAUUUUAUGCUGCAA